UGCACUGUAGCGGUUAGCACAGACCGUGUCGAGUGGUGAGAAAUAACCGAUGAUUAAGAAGUCAACGAGUCACUAGAUGAUACCUUCAGUAAGUUUUAUGACAUCAAGAUGAUGGUGUUUGUAUCAGUUAGUGCAGCAAUAUCUCCGACCUUUCUUCGGCGGGUCCCCAAUAAUACAACCGUUAUGCAAAACCUUGCUGGGAGAUGGAACUUGCAUUGUACUUGGGCAAAUGUGAAAAACAUACAAACUUGUUGGGUUAACGGCGAUUUAAAUGGUAUAAAGGAACUUCAUGAUCAUUUGUUUAAGACAUAUGCAACAGAAAAUAGGGAACUUGAGAGUGACGAACGAGCAGGUGUUCGAAUUCGCGCAGGGGAUGUCUCAAGACAAAAAGCGGUGGACACCUCCCCAGUACAGCCCACAAGUACGUGCACAACCAGCGAACAUAAAAGCAGUUAUAUUGCCAAUCAAACUCCAUCCUCACAUCCCUUGCUAGGCAGUCAGUCUGACACAAAUAAAGAUGGUGAUGUCCCGGAUGAUGAUUUUGGUUACAUAGAACACUCAGAUACUGUAGCCCAGCAGACAAAUCAGCUUACUAGUAAUGGUAAUGGAGAGAAUUAUCUUGCUGUGCAAAGCAGUGGAAACACCUUUGACCCUUCCUCUUAUUCCCUACAGCCCAAUGCUGAUAAUGUUAUGCCAGCACCAGAUUCUACCCAGAUUAAGUCAGAGUUUCAGCUUUGUGAUGCUGAUGCUGGAAGCAUUAUUAAUAUGGGUACAGGAUAUAUACCUUUAACUUUGGAAGAUAUGGACAGAUAUAGACAAAAGUGUGAUUUCUGUGAGGCAGUCUUCCACCUAAAUAAAGAUUAUCAGUGUCACAUUGUCAGCAAACAUGGCAAUAAAGAUGACAUACGGAUAUGCCCCAUAUGCUCACUUAAACUUGUAGACAAAGCUGCUGUUGGAAACCAUAUAGCUGCCAAGCAUUGGAGGCUGAAAUAUAUGUGUAAUAAAUGUGGAAAAUGUUUUGGAACAAAAAGGCAACUGGGUAAACACAGCUGUGUUUUUAAAAAUGAAGCAGGAAGUGUCAAAAUAUGUUUAGAUAAUGAUGUUGAAGAUCCACUUGAGUUGCCUUGGAAAUCAUUCAUAAAACACUGCACUGUCAGAAAUGGGAUGUUGCAGUGUAAUUACUGUGCAUCAAAGGUGAAGGGUAAAAAGGAAUUUAAAAUGCACAUCAGUAGGAAGCACAUGGAAAGAUCUCUGCAGUGUCCAGAUUGUUCAAACCUUUUUGGAAACGGACUUGAUUUGAGAUAUCAUAUUAAAACUGUCCAUACUAGGUCAAAGUAUACUUGUACCGUAUGUGAAAAACCAUUUGGUACCAAGGCUAGAUUGACUGCACAUAAGCAGGAACAUGCAACAGAAGAAAUGUGUGUGUCCUGUGAUAAGUGUGGUAUGACUUUUAGCAGUGUACAUUUACUGGUAGCACAUGUGAAAACGGACCAUCAAGAAGAGACGACAGAGGCUGGUAAUCCCUCAGAUUCAACUGUCUUGUUGACAGUGGAUAACUUGGGACUUCACAGCACUGUAGAAAAUGGUAUAUUCUGUUGUAACUACUGUGACUACAGAACAGAAUAUAGGCAAACAGUUAUCAAUCAUCUGAAAAGAAGACAUUUGGAGAAAACGCUGCCCUGUCCCAUGUGUGGUGUGAAAUAUGCUGUACAGAAUGAUUUAAGACGACAUAUAGAGAGUAAACAUCUACCAAAACCUGCUAAAGACCGUAUAAUAUGCCAUGUGUGUACACAGACUUUUACUACUGAUUUAGGGUUUAAGUUUCACAUGAAAAGACAUGAAGCAGAUCCUGUAGAAGCCCAGUGUGAUGAAUGUGGAAAAAUGUUCUACCAUGCUUCUCACCUGAAGGCACACAAAAAACGGCGCCAUCCCAAGGGUCCCAUGCCCUUUGUGUGUGCAGUAUGUGGGAAAGGUUUUACUCAUAAAUGCAUGUACACUGAGCAUGUUCAGACACAUGCUGAGAAGCCAGGUUUCCAGUGCAGUGUGUGUCACAAAGGCUUUUACAGGGAGAAAUGUUUAAAACAACAUCUUAAGCUCCACACAGAUGAAAAUCGUUACCUGUGCCCAAUUUGUGGAAAACAGUUUAUAUCCUUACCUGCUCAGAAAAUCCAUGUGAAGAGGCACAGCUGGAAGAGGGAGCAUGAAUGCCAAGACUGUGGCAAGUCGUUCUUUACGAAAAAUCACCUUGAUCGCCACAAACUUACUCACACAGGAGAAAGACCUUAUGUUUGCAUUGUCUGCUGCAAAGCUUUCAGUGAUGUAUCUACAUUGAAAAAGCACUCCCAAAUCCAUUUAAGAUAAAUUACCUUGGGUAGUAGGGAUUUUUAAUAAUUAUAUAUGCAAAAAAUUGUCAAGGAUUCUAGAGGUAAAAGUUUGCAUUUGUUUUUAAACAGCUAGUAGAUAAAAUGUUAUGAGUUUAAAAUACAACCAGAAGACAAAUAAAAUUGUAGUAUUAGAACUCUAUCAUUUCUGAAGAUAAAUAUGCACAUUUAAAAUAUAGAUAUUUGUCGAAUUGAUUUCUAAUUAAGAAGAAUUACAAAAUUGAAUCUCUAGAUGUUAUUGAUUGUGUUUAUUUAACAUCAUCUGAAACACUUUACACAUACUUACGGUCAAAUAACUUGACAAAUAAAGAAUCGAGCUUGUGAUGGCAAGAACUGAAAAUCUUACCUGUAAUUCUGCAUGUGUAUACUGACAGUCAAAGAAAAC
Molecule: messenger RNA, 2766 nt
Organism: Lingula anatina
Lineage: Eukaryota; Metazoa; Brachiopoda; Lingulata; Lingulida; Lingulidae
Source: RefSeq, a predicted model, not a curated record